AUGUCAUGCCCACCUUAUUUUAAUGAAAAUUCAUAUGCUCAUCCUCCAUUGUAUACAAGGCCAUGGUUUCUAAGAGAUUGUUCACAUUAUGAACCAGUCCCUUAUUCAGUGGUACCUUUCUAUUUUCACCCAAGAGUAUAUUUAGCUACACCAGAAGUUUAUAGACAUAAGAUUAUAGAUCCAUCAAACCCUUUUAUGGUAGUGCCUUUCUUGCCUGUUCCUUUUAAUCAUCAUCAAAGGGAAAGUAGUUACUGUAGUUGUGCUACUGCUGAAAUGAAUGCCUGCAGACUAGAAGUUCUAGAGAAGCCCAAUACUGUUCAUAGCAAUUCAGGUGAAAAGGCAAUAAUCAAAUCCCAUCAGCUGUCAUCAGAUAGUUCUGAGAAAAGUAGAUUCAGUAAACCUGUGGUUAAUCUAAUUGAUUCAAGUGGCCAUUCUGAUUCUAGGAGCAUGGAACAGAGAGAAAGCGGAGUCUUGAAUGCACACCAUGAGCCAGAACUUUCUGAAAAAAGUGAGAUUAAUAUCUCUAGUGAAUUUCAAGCAGGAACUAAUUGCUCCAUUUCAAGCCAGUCAGGUUCAGUAAGUGCUUUUCAAUUAAAGUCGUCAAAAGAAAACAUAACUAACUUUAGUUCAAAACUUGCUGAAGAACUUGAAUCUGCAUGUAAGCAACAAAAAUUUUCCAUAGCACUGGAAGAUGCCAGUGAAACAGAUAUUAUUAACUUGGAUACUGAUGCAUAUUUUCCCCACUUCAGAGAUAAUCAAAAUGAUGAGAACAAAUGCAAUGACUUAGAUGAUGAUUCGCAACUAGAAUAUCACAGUGCUGAAGAACAAGAUUAUAUUGGGCAUAACUCAUAUAGGCAAGAAACAGAGACUUCAGAAACUUUUCAGGACAAGGAACUGACAAAUGAAGAUGACCAACAACCUUUUAACAAAUUGGAUGAUGAGUCUUCUACUUCAGGUUGUAGUAUUGUUGGUGACUGUUACAGUGAAAUACCAGAAUUCUCCCAGAUGUUUCAUGAUGGCAAAUGUACAGAGGGAGAGUGUUCAAAUUGUGAUGAUCAAGAAAAAGAUGAGACCAUCAGUAUGUUUUAUAGUAUUGUUAAUGAGGAUUCAUUUAGCACUAGUAAAAAAAGAAAUAAUUCAAAAUCAUUCCCACUGGGCAAGUCUGGGAUUGAUGAAAAAGUGAAAGUAAAUUCUCUUACAAAUAUAACACUGACAUCUCUAAUGGCGACCAAUAAAGGAUUAUGUAAAAAAAUUGAUUACAAUAGUGCACGUGUUUUUCAGAAAACUGGAAAUCCACAUGUGUUACAGCAGGAGAGAACACUAUCACAUAUCCACCUUUCUAAUGGUGAUUCAGAAGUUUCAAAUUCCUGUGUUCAUGAACAAUCAGUUGUACUUAAUGCAAAUAAGAAUUGCACCUACAAAGAUAGAAGAUGCCAAGAUAAUUUUCCUAAUUCAAAGUUAAAGAACGUGACAUACUUGAAUAAUGUAGCUAGUAACCAUCAAAGUAAAGUUAACCAAGCUGUUGAUGCAAGUUCUGAUUUUAGAGCUUGUUUUACAACAAGUCGUGCAACUAAUGUCAAGGCUUCAGUGGUGUCCAGGGCACAAAACACGGUGAUAACAAUGAUGAGCAAACGUAGGCCCAAGGAGUGGCUGGCAGAUUCCCACAGAAGUGUUGCCUGCAAUACAGAUUGGUCAUGCAUAUCUGGCAGUAUGGAGAUAACAGAUUCGCAAAUUGUAAUGGCCAAUACGUUGGGAAACUGUAUCGGUAGUGAUACUGCCAAACAUGGAUGGACAUCAAAUUUUGAGACUAACACAAUGGAAAACCUGCUUCCUCUUCCCUUUGAAACCCCCAUUCGCCCUAAAAUCUGCUCUAGAAGGCCCCUCAACCCUCCAGAACAGAUUGUGGAAGCUGUGGGACAAAGAGGCAAUUCGCUGACAGAAGUCUUCAAUAAGCAGAGGGAAACUAAUGCGAUUUUACUCUCUGUGAGGAGGUACACCAUAAUUACAUCUGUUGUACGGAUGAAGGGUUAUGUAGUUGGGAUGAUAGCUGUGUGGAAACCUGUUUCUGUGGGCUACAUCCAGUGUCACGAUCCUUUGGAAUUGGAAAAUAGCAUUAGUACAGAGUUAAAUGAAAUCCCAAACAGGAUGAUGCAGCUGUCACAAGAAAUAACUGAGCGUUUGCCAAACUGCUGUAAGGAGAUAUUGCAGAGAGCCAUAAAGGCUGAAAUGCAGCUUCUGAAAAUCCGCUAUCAGAUGUAUCAUCAGCACUGCUGGCAGACUUCUAAGUCUAUUAUGGAAGAAAAGGAGCACGUAAAGAGUUCUUCUCUUGGGAUAGGAAAGUCUGUGUCACAAGUGUCAUUGCCACAGAACACAGAAGCCUCACUCCCUUUAGUUACACCCCAAAUGAGUGAAAACUUUGACCAUCAGCUGUGGCCUUCCAACAAGAUGUCUAAGGAGAGGAAAAAUGAUCUUGUGGAAAACAGUUCUUCAAAUACUCAAGAAAUCAGCGAAGACUGGUUUGAUGCAACAGAGAACCUGACAGUGACUGAUUCUUCACGGUCACUUACAGAUCAGUCAAAGUUAAUUGUUAGAACAGAAACAAAAACUAUAGAAGACAGAAAAAGGGAGUCAAAGAACAUCUAUUUAGUUCAUGUUGGUGGUUUAAGUCCUUUAGUAUCAGAAAUUGACCUGUGGCUUCAUUUCCAGAACUAUAAUGUUUCUGAGAUUUCAAUUUGUGAGUAUUCUGAUAAUUACAGAUAUGCAUCCCUCAGUUUUAAAACCGCUUCUGAUGCCAAGAUGGCAGUGAAAGAAAAGAAUCAGAGAAAAAUAAAGGGGAAAGAAGUGAAGGUUAGACUUGUAAAGGUCGUAAGAGAAAAUGGAGUCCGAGAUCAUCAGAGUUUGGUGAAACAGGAGCAUGAAAACGAAAGGCCAAAUAAUAAUUCUAACAAGGAUAUUGAAUAUAGAAAGAAUUGUAAUGUAAUUUCAGAAGUGCCUCCUUCUGCCUCAGCUACUCCAAAGGUUCCUGCUGGUGGUCCUAUCUCCUCUUCAAACAUCUCUGGAGUCUCUAAAGGUUCCAUAAAGUCAUCUUUGCCUAAUGGUCGCAGGCCUCCCUCAGCCACUUCAAAAGAGCUUCUGUGUGUUUCAGCCCCUUCCAAAGUACUCAAUCCUGAUUUCAAAUCUUCAUCAAGUAAUACAUGCUUUGAAAUAGAUCAGGAGGAUAUUGCAGAGGGUCUCUUGCCAUUGGCCUCAGUACAGUUUACCCCAAAUCCAUCCACCACCUUUAUACCUCCAAACACAUUGAACUUGAGAAGCUUCCGCAAAAUAGUGAAGAAACUUGAAGAGCUACAUCCAGAGGUUAGCAGAGACAAUAUUUUGGAUGCUUUGGUUGAGAUAAAAGAAAAUAAGGGUUUGCUUAGUGGGCUACCCCUUAGCAUAAUUGUGGAAAUGACAUCAUCGCUUCUGAAUAAAAAAAUGGCAUGCCAAUCCAAGGAAAAUCAAGAGAAUAAUCUAAGGACUAAGCAGGUGAAUACCUAA
Elgaria multicarinata webbii is the source of this 3534-nucleotide messenger RNA. RefSeq names its product RNA binding motif protein 44 (gene RBM44). The transcript has 13 exons. The record is from RefSeq and is a predicted model, not a curated record. Bases 1 to 3534 code for a protein of 1177 amino acids. Gene Ontology annotation, molecular function: RNA binding. Lineage: Eukaryota; Metazoa; Chordata; Lepidosauria; Squamata; Anguidae.